This is a messenger RNA of Chelonoidis abingdonii (Abingdon island giant tortoise), 368 nucleotides long. RefSeq names its product interleukin-18 receptor accessory protein-like. Gene Ontology annotation, molecular function: interleukin-18 receptor activity. Lineage: Eukaryota; Metazoa; Chordata; Testudines; Testudinidae. Gene Ontology annotation, biological process: interleukin-18-mediated signaling pathway. The record is from RefSeq and is a predicted model, not a curated record.
AAUGGAAUUCGAGUAAUGUUUAAGGAGAUUAGAACAAGUCUAAAACUUAAGGAUGAUGAAAUCAACUUGUUAAGUACCUAUGAGCAAGAUGCUGGUAUUUAUGUAUGUGAUUACAUUUUAUCUGACAACAGCAUCCAGUGGACAAUGAGACGAGUAGUUAGGGUAAAAAUCAUUGCACGAAACACUCUCCACAGCCCAAACAUCUUGUCUCCCAGUGGCAUGAAGACCCUUGAAGUAGAAGUUGGAAAACCUUUUAAAAUUGAAUGCAAAGUAUUUUUUGGCUUUGAAAGCGAUUUUUUGCCCAUGAUAACUUGGUACAGAGACAACAAAGAAAGUAAAAGUGAGCCACUUUUGCAGAACACAACACG